Balaenoptera acutorostrata (minke whale) is the source of this 783-nucleotide messenger RNA. RefSeq names its product zinc finger protein 665-like. The record is from RefSeq and is a predicted model, not a curated record. Bases 1 to 783 code for a protein of 260 amino acids. Lineage: Eukaryota; Metazoa; Chordata; Mammalia; Artiodactyla; Balaenopteridae. The transcript is spliced from 3 exons.
AUGCCUGGAUGGAAGACUGGAUGUAAAGAGGAAGAAUUGAUGAGAAAUUGGCAUUACUUUGGGACAAUGGCUGGAGCCAUGAGAGAAUAUGUGCAAAAAUAUGACAGUGGUGGCAGGUGCUGGAGGAAGACUGGCAGAUGUUUGAAAAAAAAAAAUGCGGUCCUUGUAGUUCAUCAGAGAAUUCAUACUGGAGAGAAGCCUUACAAAUGUGGUGAAUGUGGCAAUGUCUUUAGUCAAAAAACACACCUUACAAGUCAUCUGGUAACUCAUACUGGAGAGAAACCUCACAAAUGUAAUGAGUGUGGCAAGUUUUUUCGGGAUAAGAGAACCUUUACAAGGCAUCAACAAAUUCAUACUGCAGUGAAACCUUACAGAUGUAAUGAGUGUGGGAAGUUCUUUCGUGAGAAGCCAACCCUUAGAAGGCAUCAGCAAGUUCACACUGGAGAAAAACCUUACAAAUGUAAUGAGUGUGGCAGAGUCUUUAGUCAAAAUUCAAACCUUGCACGUCAUCAGAGAAUUCAUAAUGGUGAGAAACCUUACAAAUGUAAUCAGUGUGGCAAGCUCUUUAAUAGAAAAGGAAACCUUGCAGUUCAUCAGAGAAUUCAUACUGGGGAGAAACCUUACAAAUGUGGUGAGUGUGGCAAAGUUUUUAGUAAAAAUUCAAACCUUGUGUGUCAUCAGAGAAUUCAUACUGGGGAGAAACCUUACAAAUGUAACGAGUGUGGCAAAGUCUUUCGUUACAAACAGCGUCUUCAAAUUCAUCACAGACUACAUAAUGGAUAG